ACUUUGUGUGGACCUUAUAUGUGGCCUUUUCCAUCCAUAGUGUGCAUAAUUGCAUAUAUUAGCCCUUAUCUUCAAACCAAGACAUUAGCCAUCUAGCUCUUGUUGACAUUCCAAUAACUUUGGUGCUAUGAUCAUGGAGAUCAAUGCAUCCCCCGACAACAUUAAUUCAGUCAAGUACAACGUACAUGAAAAACAGCCUUACCGAACUUGGUACCACUUUCAGCCCCCACAAAAUUGGAUGAAUGAUCCAAAUGGACCAAUGUACUACAAAGGAGUUUACCACUUUUUCUACCAACAUAACCCUUAUGCACCAACCUUUGGUAGGCAUAUGGUAUGGGGUCAUUCCGUAUCCUAUGAUCUCAUCAAUUGGAUUCAUCUAAACCAUAUUCUUGAACCAAGUGAGUCCUAUGACAUUAAUGGCUGUUAUUCAGGCUCAAUCACAACCCUCCCAGGGGAAAAACCUGUUAUCAUGUAUACAGGGAGUGAUACUAACAAACAUCAAAUUCAGAACUUGGCUAUGCCAAAGAAUCUAUCAGACCCCUUCUUAAGGGAAUGGGUGAAAGACCCCCAAAACCCUAUCAUGAUUCCACCAAGUGGAAUUGAUGUGGAGGGUUUCAGAGACCCGACAACUGCAUGGCAAGGAGGUGAUGGAAAAUGGAGAGUGAUUAUUGGUGCCAAAACGGGUGAUGAUGGGAAGGCUCUUCUCUACCAUAGUGAUGAUUUUGUUAAUUGGAAACUGCAUCCCAAUCCUUUGUAUGCAUCAGACAAUACUGGAAUGUUUGAGUGUCCAGAUUUCUUUCCAGUGCACAUAAGUGGCUCAAAGAGUGGGGUUGAUACAUCAAUCCAAAACUCCAGUGUCAAGCAUGUCUUGAAAAUGAGUUAUCAAAACAAACAACUAGAAUACUAUUUUCUUGGUGAAUAUUUUCCUGAUCAGGAAAAGUUUAUUCCUGAUGCUGAUUGGGCAAGAACUGGUUUGGACUUGAUAUUGGACCAUGGAAUGUUUUAUGCUUCCAAGUCAUUUUUUGACAAUGCCAAGAAAAGAAGGAUAUUGUGGGGAUGGUCAAAGGAGUGUGACACCACACAAGAUGAUUAUGAGAAAGGAUGGGCUGGUCUACAGAGUAUUCCAAGGCAAGUUUGGCUUGAUAAAAGUGGGAAGUGGUUGAUGCAGUGGCCAAUUGAAGAGGUAGAAAAACUACGUGACAAACAAGUUAGCAUAACGGGAGAGAAACUAAUUGGUGGAUCAACUAUUGAAGUCUCUGGUAUUACUGCAUCACAAGUCGAUGUAGAAGUGUUGUUUGAGCUACCUGAACUAGAGAAUGCGGAGUGGCUAGAUGAAAGUGAAGUUGAUUCUCACUUGCUGUGUAGUGAAGAAUAUGCAUCAAGAAGUGGCAUAAUAGGGCCAUUUGGUUUGUUAGCUUUAGCAUCUGAGGACCAAACAGAACACACUGCAAUUUUCUUCAGAAUAUAUAGAGCUCCCAAUAGAUAUUUAUGCCUCAUGUGCAGUGACCAAAGCAGGUCUUCAUUGAGGCAGGACCUUGAUAAAACCCCAUAUGGAACAAUCUUUGACAUUGACCCUAAUGUCAAGACGAUUUCACUUAGAAGUUUGAUUGACCGCUCCAUUAUUGAGAGUUUUGGGGAGAAAGGGAGAAUUUGUAUUACCAGUAGAGUUUAUCCCUCGUUGGCUAUUGACAAAGAUGCACAUCUUUAUGUUUUCAACAAUGGAAGCCAGAGUGUGGUGAUCUCUGAACUGAAUGCUUGGAGCAUGAAGGAAGCAGAAUUUAGUUAAGAAGAAAGCACAAUUAAGCUGUAACUAAAAAGAUUUGGAUAAUCAUUCAACAUUUUAUCUCGAUACUUUAUAUUGUAUGUUAUGUUCAUCUUUUGGCCUCUUGGAAUGAAAUAAGUAAUGUAUUAAUAGUAUAAAAUAACAUCUAUUCAUAAACACAAUCAAACAUAAAUGUUAUCAAACAUAUUAUGCCACUCCUUAAAUGCAUAGCAUUCUUUAAGCAUGGAUAAAAAUCAUCCAGUGUUA
Molecule: messenger RNA, 2029 nt
Organism: Glycine soja
Lineage: Eukaryota; Viridiplantae; Streptophyta; Magnoliopsida; Fabales; Fabaceae
Product: fructan 6-exohydrolase-like
Exons: 7
Coding region: 128-1786 (552 amino acids)
Biological process (GO): carbohydrate metabolic process
Molecular function (GO): hydrolase activity, hydrolyzing O-glycosyl compounds
Source: RefSeq, a predicted model, not a curated record